UUGAAAGACGGAAGUAACUGCUUUGAAGAAAACGAAUAUUGUUUUCUCCACGGGUUUAAUCAUAAAUUGGUUUAUUUAUCUUUAGCCAAGAUUUUUAAAAAAUGGCAGCUGUGUUUCUAAUUACGUUGUAUGAAUAUUCUCCAUUAUUUUACAUUACUGUCAUAUCGUUAUGUUUCGUUGUUACCGCCGCCAUGGUCCUCGGCUGCAAUUUACAAUGUUCUACACAUUUCUUUACAUCAAAAGGUUUGGUUUCGAUGUCCCAGUGAUUCUCCGCAGCUCUGAUGAGACUGAGUCAGUCUUGCCUGCCCCAGAGAAGAGGAUGGUUCAGGUGACCAACCCCUUUGCCCUAGAGAUGGGGUCCUCUGGGGUGGCCUCUGUGACUGAGGGUGUGUCCCUGCUUCCAUGCUGCCUGGAGCCUUGUGUGCUGAGUUGUUACUGGGGUUGUGGUGUCCAUGCCCUACAGGGGGCGCUACAGACCCACCAACAAGGCCCCAGUAAGCUCGCCACGCCACAUCUGUUCCAGGAAGCUCUGCACUUCCAGUACCACCACUGCCAAAGCUUCCAUAUCAGUGGAGAGGACAGAGAGGAGCAUUAUACCAAGAUGCCAGCCGAUCUGGGGAUCACUGAUUUUGGGCUUUUGCCACGGGAACGCUACCCCGUAGUGGCUGUCCUCACACUGGCCGAAUCUGAAGCAAGGGACACGUACAACAUUGUCGCCAGCGUCACAGUGGUUCACGUUCCAGAUGACAAAUACAGCCUGUCGGCACGGAUCCUGUUUCAAUAUCUCCUCACGGCACAAGGGAACAUGUAUGAGUUGAAGCCACUAUUUAUGUCAGCCGAGAGCAUGGGGUUGUCGGAGGCGACUGACCCCGACCGUAGCACAGAGGCACCACCAGAAACACAGAGAAGAGAACCCAGAAAGGAGGAAAAGAUGCCAGCAAUGGAAGAUGAAGAGGACUGGUCAGAGGAGGGAAAAGGCAAAGAGUGUGUGGUGUGUCAGAAUGCACCUGUUAACCGCGUCCUGCUGCCCUGCAGGCACGCCUGUGUGUGUGACGGCUGUGUCCAUCGCUUCCAACACUGCCCCAUAUGCAGAGCUUUCGUAUUAGAGUCCUUUGCCCUGUUCCAGCGGCCCCAUAUGGAGGAAGAAUGAACUGUAAUGUAGCAGGUCAAUAUUAUCAGUAUUUAUAAUAUGAACGUAGUAAUGUUACUCAUUGGAGUAGUUCUACAGGCUACUGAUAGGAAGGAAUGGUGUCCAAAAAGUGCAUGCCGAUUGCCACGAUGGGUGCUGUUCCAACACAGAUACAUUAGUACAAUUUCAACGGAAUCAAAGUGUUUAUAGAAUGGAUGAUAUGGUUUCACAUUGAGGUGUGUUUUAUUGGACAUUUCCAACUGUUUUAUGGCUGUGAGCAUAUGAACCACAUUUUAUCAUGUUGAGUUUAUCGAGGUGCAAACUACUCCUUGUACUAUUUGUAAAUGUAGAUAUGGAAUGCACACGCACCCUCACACAAGGAUGGCUGUUGCGGAAAGACUGCUACAUGUUUGAUAGUGUCUUGAUGCUGUAUUGUUUGUCCUUCAUGUUCUAAUACUUUAAUGUUACCCCUUCCUUGUGUUUUUUUGUAAUAAAUCAUUUAAAAAAAUUCAAAUGUAGAUAUGGAAAACCUAAUAUUUUUGAUGUGCAAUGUAUAGAGAAUGUAUUGUAUUUGUCAAUAUAUCAUACAGUGAGGUGUUUUUUCUUUAGAGCCUUAAUCGUGGACAGAAGUUAUGAAUUGCAGCUUUAUGAAAAUCACAAAGAAAUCAAACCUGUCAUCACAGCUUCCCCAAGGUUUAAAAGGCAGCAAAAAAAUAAAAUAAAAUUGGACAAUCA
This is a messenger RNA of Salmo salar (Atlantic salmon), 1864 nucleotides long. RefSeq names its product cell growth regulator with ring finger domain 1 (gene cgrrf1). The record is from RefSeq and is a predicted model, not a curated record. Gene Ontology annotation, biological process: negative regulation of cell growth. Lineage: Eukaryota; Metazoa; Chordata; Actinopteri; Salmoniformes; Salmonidae.